AUGCCUCGUGCCAACGAACCUACCGCCAAGGUCUUCUACAAGGGAGCUGCUGAGGACUUCAUCGUCUUCGUCGACGACAUCCAGGUUCUCAACAACUGGCGCAAGGACCGCUCAAUCCCACUGGCCGAUGUGGUAAACGGCUUUAAGAUCUUUGUCACUCACAGGCACGGUGCUCAAGGCAUCAUGGACGGCGCUAGCAAGGGUAUUCUGGACACCGAGUUCGGUACAUCGAACGAGGAUGAGUGCAUCCAGAAGAUCCUAGAGAAUGGUGAAUACCAGUCUUCUGUGACGAGGGAACGCCAGGAUGAUACCAAUGUUGCUAACGGCCCCGUUGGCAUUGGCCGGUAG
Aspergillus bombycis is the source of this 348-nucleotide messenger RNA. RefSeq names its product SBDS family protein. The transcript has 3 exons. The record is from RefSeq and is a predicted model, not a curated record. Bases 1 to 348 code for a protein of 115 amino acids. Lineage: Eukaryota; Fungi; Ascomycota; Eurotiomycetes; Eurotiales; Aspergillaceae.